CGUCCGGGCGGGCGGGCGCAGAGUCCCGCGGGCGGCGCGGAAGCGGCGGCGGCGCGGCCGGGGCAGCCAUGUCGCCAUUGUCUGCGGCGCGGGCGGCCCUGCGGGUCUACGCGGCCGGCGCCGCGGUGAUCCUGGCGCAGCUGCUACGGCGUUGCCGCGGGGGCUUCCUGGAGCCAGGUUUCCCCCGACAACCUGACCGCGUGGCUAUCGUGACGGGAGGGACCGAUGGCAUCGGCUAUUCGACGGCAAAGCAUCUGGCAAGACUCGGCAUGCAUGUUAUCAUAGCUGGAAAUAAUGACAGCAAAGCCAAACAAGUUGUAAGCAAAAUAAAAGAAGAAACCUUGAACGACAAAGUGGAAUUUUUAUACUGUGACCUGGCUUCCAUGAUGUCCAUCCGGCAGUUUGUCCAGAAGUUCAAGAUGAAGAAGAUUCCUCUCCAUGUUCUGAUCAACAAUGCUGGGGUGAUGAUGGUCCCUCAGAGGAAAACCAGAGAUGGAUUCGAAGAACAUUUCGGCCUGAACUACCUGGGGCACUUCCUGCUGACCAACCUUCUCCUGGAUAUGCUGAGAGAGUCCGGGUCCCCUGGCCACAGUGCGAGGGUGGUCACCGUCUCCUCCGCCACCCAUUACGUCGCUGAGCUGAACAUGGACGACCUUCAGAGCAGUGCCUGCUACUCAGCCCACGCAGCGUACGCCCAGAGCAAGCUGGCCCUUGUCCUGUUCACCUACCACCUCCAGCGGCUGCUGGCGGCCGAGGGAAGCCACGUGACCGCCAACGUGGUGGACCCUGGUGUGGUCAACACGGACCUGUACCGGCAUGUGUUCUGGGGCACCCGCCUGGUGAAGAAGCUGUUCAGCUGGUUGCUUUUCAAGACCCCUGAUGAGGGAGCGUGGACUUCCAUCUAUGCAGCGGUCACCCCAGAGCUGGAAGGAGUUGGUGGCCGUUACCUGUACAACGAGAAAGAGACCAAGUCCCUCCACGUCACCUACAACCAGAAACUGCAGCAGCAGCUCUGGUCUAAGAGUUGUGACAUGACUGGGGUCCGUGAUGUGACCCUGUGAUAUCCUGCCUCAGGAUAGUUGCUGUCCCUAGAAACACAUUGCACCUGUCAGUGACUUGUGGGUCUGUGAAGACUGCAGUGUUUUGAGUUUCUCACACCCACCUGCCCACAGGGCUCUGUCCUCUAGUUUUGAGACAGCUGCCUCAACCUCUGCAGAACUUCAAGAAGCCAAAGAAACAUUUUGGGGGAUAAUCAGCCCAGGUGGUCCUCAACCAUAAACCUUGUGAUUCCAAAGUGCCCAGUUAUCACACGUGCCAUAAAUAAUUACAUUAUCCAACA
Piliocolobus tephrosceles (Ugandan red Colobus) is the source of this 1339-nucleotide messenger RNA. RefSeq names its product dehydrogenase/reductase X-linked (gene DHRSX). Bases 69 to 1061 code for a protein of 330 amino acids. Gene Ontology annotation, molecular function: oxidoreductase activity. NCBI's taxonomy places the organism in Eukaryota, Metazoa, Chordata, Mammalia, Primates, Cercopithecidae. The record is from RefSeq and is a predicted model, not a curated record. The transcript has 7 exons.